Penicillium malachiteum is the source of this 597-nucleotide messenger RNA. RefSeq lists its product as uncharacterized. The coding region runs from base 1 to 597 and encodes 198 amino acids. The transcript has a single exon. NCBI's taxonomy places the organism in Eukaryota, Fungi, Ascomycota, Eurotiomycetes, Eurotiales, Aspergillaceae. The record is from RefSeq and is a predicted model, not a curated record.
AUGCUGAGUGGAUUCCUGGGCCUUUUUGGCAGGCAGACUGUAAUUUCUGAUCAGGUCAAGCAAUGGCCCGACGCAAGAAGAGUUCUGUUCCACUUGAUUCAGUCAUGGAGCAAAGCUCUGAAAGACCCAGAAGAAAUUCCGGUUGCCGAUGUUGCGGACCUGAUCCGUCAGUUUUCCGAAGAAUUUGAAACAAUCCGAAAGCUAGGAUGUGAAGAAGGUGCAAAGCAAGGUAAAUGCUGGCCCAUGAAGUGUGAUGCAAUCAACAAUGUACUCGAAGAUGUAAGACUGCGACUUGAAGAAGACCCAUCGCAACGCUUUCUAAUGAGCCAAUAUCUAGAUAUGGUAGCCCGUCAUUUUGGGCGACUGACACUCCAGGCGUAUGAGAACACUGAUGUUUUUGCCAUUAGGAUGGAUAUGAUGGUAGACAUGGAGGAGGAGCGCUUUCGUGAUGAACGUCUUAAGGAUGACCCGGAGGAGGCUGGGCGCGAGUGGCGACAGCUACGCGCUGUUUCGAAGCGGCUCUGCGUGGCUAUAAAAUGUUGUUAUUGCUUGCAGUGUGGUAAAAGGCUCGUACUGAAUAAGGAGCUGUACCAGUGA